Molecule: messenger RNA, 1851 nt
Organism: Trifolium pratense (red clover)
Lineage: Eukaryota; Viridiplantae; Streptophyta; Magnoliopsida; Fabales; Fabaceae
Product: UDP-glucuronic acid decarboxylase 2-like
Exons: 7
Coding region: 253-1551 (432 amino acids)
Biological process (GO): D-xylose metabolic process
Cellular component (GO): cytoplasm
Molecular function (GO): UDP-glucuronate decarboxylase activity; NAD+ binding
Source: RefSeq, a predicted model, not a curated record
UAUUUUCGUCAUUCCACAUAAACCUCUUAUUUUCAAUCUUUUCACUUUAAAUACCAAAAAACUCACCAUCGGAUCUUCAACUUAACAACACCUCAACCACUUUGAAAUUCAAUCACCACCGUGCCGGAGCUGAGUUCCGGCGACUCCUAAACUCGUAACUCACUCAAUUUCUGGUCUCCAUUUCACUUCACAAAACCGAAACUAUCUGUCUUCUUCUUCCUAUCUCAGAUUGGAAGAAGAAAAUCGUGAAAAAUGAGUUCAGAAUUGACUUUCAGAGGACACGAAGCACAACAAGUGAACGACGAAUACUCACCGAAACCAAACAAACCAUGGCUCUCAGCAAUUCGUCCGAUUCGUUACAUGCUUCGUGAACAACGACUCGUUUUCGUGUUAAUCGGAAUCGUCAUAGCAACUUUAUUCUUCACACUCGCACCAUCAACUACCAAAUCAUCAUCCUCAUUCUCAACCGUUCAUUACGAUUCUCAUCCGAUCUCAUAUUUCGAGAAUGAACCAAAAUCCACACCGUACCAUCAACGCGCCGCCGCGGUUGUUCAUUCAUUUGGGAAGAUUCCGUUAGGAAUCAAACGAAAGGGACUUCGGAUCGUUGUUACCGGAGGAGCCGGUUUCGUUGGUUCUCACCUUGUGGAUCGGUUAAUUGCGAGAGGUGAUAGCGUUAUUGUUGUUGAUAAUUUCUUCACUGGAAGAAAAGAAAACGUUAUGCAUCAUUUUGGUAACCCUCGAUUUGAGCUUAUUCGACACGACGUCGUUGAGCCUCUUUUGCUUGAAGUUGAUCAGAUCUAUCAUCUUGCUUGUCCUGCUUCACCUGUUCAUUACAAAUUCAACCCUGUCAAGACUAUUAAGACCAAUGUUGUGGGAACACUGAACAUGCUUGGAUUGGCCAAGAGAGUUGGAGCUAGAUUCUUGUUAACAAGUACUAGUGAGGUUUAUGGUGAUCCUUUGCAGCAUCCUCAGAAGGAGACUUAUUGGGGAAACGUUAAUCCAAUUGGUGUUAGAAGCUGCUACGAUGAGGGAAAGCGUACGGCUGAGACAUUGACUAUGGACUACCACAGAGGGGCCGGUGUGGAGGUUAGAAUUGCUAGGAUCUUUAAUACAUACGGUCCCAGAAUGUGCUUAGAUGAUGGACGUGUCGUUAGUAACUUCGUUGCUCAGGCGCUGAGGAAGGAGCCUUUGACAGUUUAUGGGGAUGGGAAGCAGACAAGAAGUUUCCAGUACGUCUCUGACUUGGUGGAGGGUCUAAUGCGCCUUAUGGAAGGAGAACAUGUAGGACCAUUCAACCUUGGAAAUCCCGGUGAAUUUACCAUGCUUGAACUUGCCAAGGUGGUCCAAGAAACAAUCGACCCAGAUGCAAAGAUAGAGUACAGGCCAAAUACAGAGGAUGACCCACACAAGAGAAAGCCUGAUAUUACUAAGGCAAAGGAGCAGCUUGGUUGGGAACCCAAGGUGGACCUUCACAAGGGCCUCCCACUAAUGGUUUCUGACUUCCGACAACGUAUUUUUGGUGACCAUAAGGAAGGUGGAACUGUGGCCUAAUUCUUGAAUGUGCUAUGUUUAUGUUAUGUGUACCUUAGUAGAGUGAGAAAGGGAAAAGAUGUAGUCCAAGGAUAACAACACUUAGGUGUUUUCCAUUAGUCACAGCAGCAUAUGAAAUGUCCCUUUUGUUGUUUCUUCUUUCUCAAUCUUCUUAUGAGGGAAGAUUGAUCGAUAGCCAUAGCCAGCCAUGAUUUCAAUUUCCUACAAUCUAUAUAAUUCUAUUUCUAUAUUUUUUGGAUGUAAGUGGGUACUAUUAUGUACAAGUGACUACAGUUAUAGCUAUUUCAACAUUUUACCUUA